Aricia agestis (brown argus) is the source of this 9517-nucleotide messenger RNA. It is a transcript of the gene trio, whose product is annotated as triple functional domain protein. Gene Ontology annotation, molecular function: guanyl-nucleotide exchange factor activity; ATP binding; protein binding. The record is from RefSeq and is a predicted model, not a curated record. Gene Ontology annotation, cellular component: cytoplasm. The transcript has 47 exons. The coding region runs from base 227 to 8590 and encodes 2787 amino acids. Gene Ontology annotation, biological process: axon guidance; protein phosphorylation. NCBI's taxonomy places the organism in Eukaryota, Metazoa, Arthropoda, Insecta, Lepidoptera, Lycaenidae.
CCCUGACGCGCGCCAUUGUGCUGGUUGAUUGGUGUUACUCGGUGUGUCAUUAUGACCAGCUUGAGUGUUUUUAUUAAGUUUUAGAGCACAUAUGAUAUAUUUUUUAAGAAGUUUUAGUGAAAAUGAAAAUUGUGACAAUAAUGCCCGCGGAUCCUUAUAAUACUUGACCUGGUGGAAAUUCGGAGCCACCACGACUCAUCCUGGGCCCUCACUAAAAUCGGCAGCAAUGGAGGUGGGAGCACGAGCACUGGAUGUGCUGCCGCUACUGCAAGAGCGAGUAGCAUCUUUAACUGGGGGCCGGGAUCGCAGAGGGGGACCAAUAAUAUGGUUCCCCGCUAACUCAAGGCGCGACCGUGUCGCACCUGAUGACUACAGACGUUUGUUGCAUUAUCUCAUUAGCAUUCCUAGUGAUACCAUAAGGUCACAUGGCUUUACUAUUUUAAUUGACAUGCGAGGAUCGGCAUGGGCAGCAAUCAAACCAAUCCUGAAAGUUCUUCAAGAACACUUCCCUUCAUCCGUCCAUCAGGCAUUGGUAGUUAAGCCUGAUAACUUUUGGCAGAAACAGCGUACAACCAUAGGAGCUCAUAAAUACAAGUUUGAGACAACAAUGAUUAGCUUAGAAGCACUGCCUAAAGUCAUAGAUAGUACGCAACUAACGCCUGAUUUAGAUGGCACUCUACAAUAUGACCAUGCACAAUGGAUUGAUUUAAGACUGGCUUUGGAGGAGUUGAUGUGGCAGGCUGGUGAGCUGCUGGAUCGCUUGGACGACUUACAGGAAGACGUGGCGAGGGCUGACUUUGCGGAUGAUGUGACGGGGGCAAGACGAGCCAUCGACGCCCAUGCCGAUAUCAACAAGAGACUAGCUAAAGUACCAGUCGACGAAUUGGAAGCACAAGGUGAGCGAGUAGUUCAACGCCUAGAAGCGGCGGAGGCGGCGUGUUCUGAGGCGAGCGGGAGCGGCGGCGAGGCGGCGUUUCACUGCGGCUCGCCCGCCACCGUGCGUGCGCAGAUCGCCGCCGUACGCUCGGCGCACGCACACGCACACAAGCUGUGGCAGCACAAGAAGAUGCAGCUCGAUCAGUGCUUCCAGCUGCGGCUGUUCGAACAGGACUGCGAGAAGAUGCUAGAAUGGAUCGUGAAUCAUCGGACAGCAUUUCUGGCGACAUACGUCGAGAUUGGACGAUCGUGUGCCGCCGCGAAGAGACUACAAGAGGAGCAUGCUAGGUUCGCAGCAGCGUGCACUGGCGGUGGUCGGCCCAGCGUAGCUCGAGUGACGACAGCGGCGCGACGUCUUGCAGAUAAACGACAUUACGCCGAAACACAGAUCACCUCGCUCGCGCAUCGCCUCGAAAGGGCUUAUAAACAGCUAUCUGCAGGUCUAGACGAGCGGUCAGCGGUGCUGUCCCUCUCCGUGGUGUUUCAUCACAAGGCGGAGGCGUACGCGUCCGCGGUGGGCGGAUGGGGCGCGCAAUGUGCGGUCGCGUUACAGCUCGCGACGGGGCAGGGCGGCGCGCCGUGCAACGAGCCGCGAGCGCUCGAACAACACGCGCAACGCCAUCGCCAGCUGUACGAGCACAUGUGUCAGGCGUACACCGAGGUUCAUUCGACUAGCAAGAAGUUGCUGUACCAACUUGACCACUUAGUUCAAGUUUGUCAUCAGACCGAUCCUGCGGAUAUGAGCGACGGCACAGUGAGUUCAGCGGGUAGCAGCGGCGGCGAUCCGGCGGCCGACUACAGCUCGGGAGCCAAUCACGUGCUGGCCGUCAUACACCAGAUACUGGGGCAUCAUAGAGCGUUGGAGGCACGGUACCACCAGGCGCGCCUUAAACUGCACCAACGAUUGGCGCUGUUGCUGUAUAAGGAGGAUUGUAGACAGGUGCUGGACUGGUUAGGUAACCACGGUGAAAAGUUUCUAAUGAAGAACACUGGAAUAGGAAGGAAUCUCCAUAAGGCUAGGGUAUAUCAGAAAUCUCAUGAACACUUCGAAAACGUAGCUCAGAACACAUACACGAAUGCCGAGAAACUUCUUGCGGCGGCGGAGGAGUUGGCUCGCAGCGGGGAAUGUGAUCCCGAAGAGGUGUUGGGAGUCGCGCGAGAAUUGGAGGCGCAUGUCGCUGCGUUCGCCGCGCGAGUAGACCGACGCCGGAGACGGUUAGAUCUAGCUGUCCUGCUCUACUCACAUGAGAAGGAGCUGGUGCAGUGGCUGGAAACUGUCCGCGGCGGCGGUGUGUGCGCAGCGGACGAGAGCCCCGAGGCGGCGCGGCGGGCGCUCGAGCAGUGCGCCCAACACCGCGUCGCAAGUCUCGACGCCUGUGCCGCUACUAUUGCGCAUGGCGAAGCUCUGAUGCAGGACCUCAGGUCGUCCGGGGACUCGGACGCGGCGAGCACGUCGGCGGUGGAGAGCACGCUGGAGCGCCUCCGCGGCACGCGCAGUGCGCUUGAGGAGCUGUGGUCGGACCGCGAGCGCCGCCUCGAGCUCACGCUGCAGCUCAGACACUUCGAGCGGGACGCGCUAGAGGUGUCAUCUAGACUGGAGCUAUGGGGUGACGAGUUACAGCGCACGGAGCCGCCUCGCGAUCCGCAGCAAGCGGAACAAGCGCUCGCGGCGCACAACGAAAGUGUUGCCAGGAUGCAGCAUGCCACCUUCCAGGUGGUACAACAAGGCCAGGAGCUGGCGGCGGCGAUCGCUGACGCUUCAGACGUGAUGGCGUCUUCAUCUGACAGCUCGGAGGGCGCUCCACUGGAUGCGCAGGCGAGGGUCCAACUACUGUUGGAGUUCCUGCACGACAGGCAGCUGGAUCUAGAAGAGUUGGCCGAGGAGAGACGAGCGAGAUUCGAACAAUGCGUGCAACUCGGUCAAUUCCAGAAGGAUGCGGCUCAGGUGGUCAGUUGGAUACGCAACGGCGAGGCGAUGUUAUCUGCGUCCUUCUCUAUCCCGGGGACGUUGUCCGAGGCGGAGCAGCUCAAGCGAGAACACGACCAGUUCCAAGUGGCGGUGGAGAAGACGCACGCCAGCGCCGUUCAAGUGAAGUACAGAGCGGACGCGCUGCGUGCGGCUAAUCACUACGACCCGCAUACUAUAAGAGAGAUAUCAGAGGAGGUGACAGAGCGCUGGCAGCGCCUCGUGACUUGCGCCGAGGAGAGGCACAAACUCGUGACGGCUUCCCUCAACUUCUACAAGACGGCCGAACAAGUGUGCUCAGUGCUCGACUCACUUGAGCGCGAGUACAGACGAGACGAAGACUGGUGCGGCUCAGCUGCACCCCCUAGCGAGGAAACUCAACAAGCGAAUCUGGAUAAGGCAGCUCAGGUGGCGGCACUAAUAGUGAAGCAUGGCGAACAAAAGGAGGCGUUUCUCAAAGCGUGUACGCUCGCGCGCCGCACUGCGGAGACAUUCCUCAAGUAUGCGGCGCGGUCGGCGCAGGUGCACGGACAAACUGCUGCGGCCAGCAAAGCACAUCAUGAGCAGACGAGAGCUAUACUCGAUACGCUACUUUCGCAGGAGAACAAGGUAUUGGAGCACUGGACGGUGCGUAAGAAGCGUCUCGAACAGUGUCAACAGUUCGCCCUAUUCGAGCGCUCGGCUCGCGCGGCCGUAGAGUGGAUCCGCGAGACGCAGGAGCGGUGCGGCGCGGCGGCGGCGGUAGCUGCGGCGGGCGUCGCGCGCGAGAGCCGAGAACGUGUGCGCCUGCUCGCACAGCUGGCUGACGGACUGGUGGAAAAGGGACAUCCGCAUGCCGUGCAGAUCAAAGACUGGGUGGCAGCGGUAGACGCUAGAUAUGCGGAGUUCAGUGGUUCUAUGGAGGGCGGCGAGAGCGAGGCGGAGAGUGACAGCGGUGUCGCGCCGUCGCUCGUGUCCACCCAGUCUGUGGAGAGCGAGUCGCGAACCGAGCCACAGCCGCCCGCGCCCGGAGAUGAUAAGCGACGCAGCGCAAGACGAAAAGAAUUCAUAAUGGCGGAGUUGCUGCAGACGGAGCGGGCGUACGUGAAAGAUCUGGAGACGUGCAUUACGUGUUAUCUGCGUGAGAUGCGCACAGACCCCGCCUCCGUACCACCAGCGCUGCAGGGCAAGGAGGAGGUGAUAUUCGGCAACAUCGAGGAGAUUCAUCGCUUCCACGAGCGAGUGUUCGUCCGCGAGUUGGACAAGUACGAGACGAUGCCCGAAGACGUCGGCCAUUGCUUCGUGACUUGGGCUCGCGAGUUCGACAUGUACGUCGCGUACUGCCGCAACAAACCCGACAGUAAUGCGGCAGUUGUGCAACACGCGGGAGACUACUUUGAGAGGGUGCAACGUAAGAAGAAGCUGGAACAUCCACUCGCGGCGUAUCUCAUCAAGCCCGUACAGAGGAUAACCAAGUACCAGCUGCUGCUCAAAGACCUGCAAGCCUGCUGCGCCGAGGGACAGGGAGAAAUCAAAGACGGUUUGGAAGUUAUGGUGUCGGUGCCGAAGAAGGCGAAUGAUGCGAUGCACCUGUCCAACCUUGAGGGCUGCGAUGUGCCCAUGGACAGCCUGGGAGAGGUGGUGCUUCAGGACUCCUUCCAAGUGUGGGACUUGAGACAGAUCAUCAAGAAGUGUCGCGAGAGGAGAGUAUUCCUUUUCGACCUGCACCUUCUCCUCGCCAAAGAAGUUAAGGACACCCACGGGAAAGCAAAGUACAUCUAUAAAACCAAAUUCAUGACGUCCGAGCUGGGUGUGACAGAGCAUAUAGAGGGCGACGAGUGCAAGUUCUCCGUGUGGACUGGCCGGCAGCCGAUGGCCAGCGACUGCCGCAUCGUGCUGAAGGCACCUUCCCUGGAGGUCAAGCAGUCCUGGGUGCGACGACUCAGGGAGGUCAUACAGGAAACGUACCUGUAUGGGAAGCUGCCGCCGCAGCCGCCCCGGAGUCCGGCUAGAGUUCGACCUACGAGCUCGCAACGUUCGAGCAGGGACUUCGAGGAUACUGACACAGAGAACCUGGACCGAAACUCGCUGGCGUCCUACGGCAGCGGGAACACCACCGACUCUGAUAAGGCCGGUCCAGAGAUGACAUGGGUGAUAGCAGAGCACACGGCGAGCGGGUCAGGCGAGGUAUCGGUGACAAAGGGCCAACAGGUGGAGGUGCUGGAGGCUUGGUCGGCUCGCAGCGACUGGUACCUGGUGCGAAUACCGGGAGAGCCGCCCCAGGAGGGAGCAGUACCAGCACACGUGCUCAAACUCCAGCCGCAGCACCAACAAAAGACGUCGCCGUCCCGACGACCGCUCAGCCAACCGUGCGAUGAUAGCGCGCUAGAUGCGUCAUCGUCGGACCCCGGCGUGCACAGCCCAGGGAAGCACAGAAAACAAGGAAGCGUCUUCGGGCGAUGGAUUCCCCGGACGAGCAAAUCCCAAGCCAAGGGUGAGAAGACCGUGGCCGGUGUGAAGUCACCAGCCUCUUCCGACAAACCUUCACUCAAGAAGGUGCCAUCAGAAAAGAAACUUAAACUGCCGUACGUGGACAAUGGGCGUGAAGACGGCGAGGAGAACAACGGCACGACGGCCGCCCUCGACGAGGGCGAAGACGACGCCCCCGACGUCGAGCUACCGCCGCCCAUGAAGCCCAUUCAGAACCCACAAACGGUUCUACAGAAAACACCGAUACAGACUGCAGCCGCCUCAGAGCCCGCCACCUGCAACUCAUUGACUAUGGACCCCCUGGAAACUAACGGUGGUCCUGCGGACAUCGCAGAAAUUGAACAGAUUGUCAAGGAGAAAAUGGAACAACACGGUGGGGCUUCCAGUGGCCCCGGUCGGCUCUGUGACGGCGAUGAGGAGGAGCCACCGCAUACCCCGGGCGUAGAGUCCAGCGACGCCAUCUUGAAGAAGCGGGAGUACGUUCUCAGCGAACUGCUGGAAACUGAGAAGAUAUACGUCGACGAUCUGAAACUCAUCGUCGACGGAUAUAUGAAACACAUGAUGGAUCCCCACCCGGACCCGCCGCUGCCGGUGGAGCUGCGCGACCGCCGCCUGCGCAUGAUCUUCGGCAACGUGGAAGCCAUCUACGAGUGGCAUCGAGACAAGUUCGUGCGCGAGCUGGAGGGAUGUGUGGAGUGCCCCGAGCUGCUGGGCCCGCUGUUCCGCCGCUUCCUCGAGAAGAAGAUGUUCCUGUAUGAGUCGUACUGCCGCAACAAACCCGUGUCCGAGUACAUCGUGUCCGACCACGAGCACUACUUCAACGAGUUGCGACAGAAGUUGGAGCAGAAGCUGCAGCUUGGAGACCUCCUGAUCAAGCCGAUCCAGCGCAUCCAGAAAUACCAUUUGCUGGUGAAGAAAGUCCUCCAGUAUUCUGAGAGUGCGAACGAGCCAGCCAACGUGAUAGAGUCUCUUCGGGAGGCCGUGCAAUGCACCUCCAUAAUACCCAAGAACGCUAAUGACAUGAUGGAAGUUGGCAGAAUACAGGACUUCCCGGGCAACAUAGCGGCGCAGGGAAAGCUGCUUUUUAAGGACCCGUUGAUUGUAUCAGACGCGAACAACGCUAGUGACAAGGGCAAGGAGCUAUACGUGUUCCUGUUCGAGCAGUGCGUCAUAUUCACUGAGGCGGUGGGCAAGAAGAGUCAGUUCACCAGCCCCACGUACAACUACAAGGCUCAUAUACAGGUGAACAAGAUGGAACUAAACGCCAAGGAGAACGACAAGAACGCGUUCAUCAUUCGCGCCACGAACGGCGAGAAACGUAAGCUGCCGCUGGCCUUCCAGUGCCGCGCUCAGGAGCCGCAUCGCGCACAAAACUGGAUCUCCACCCUCUCCACAAUCCUCCACUCGCAACAGAUAUUCGGCCAAAGGUUGGAGAACCCUGGCGCUUUCCUCCACCGCGACCCCGUGGGUGAGGGUUGGUGCGGGCUCCGCAAGACGGAGAGCGUCCCGCCGUCCUUGGGUGGCCGGCUGGCUGGGGAGAGACGUCAGCGACCACACGCGAAGGCCAACACCAUCAACCUGCCGACCAGCGCGCGGGACGACCUCAAGAAGCUACCGAGCCCGACCUCACCGCCGCAUACUAACGGGCUGUCGAAGCGCGCCUGGGGUCUGAAACUGCGGCGCGGUGCGAGCGGUGGCGCGGCGGGGGAGGCGGGCGAGGGCGCGGGGGCAGAGCUGCGUGCACCAGAGCUUGCGUCGCCCGCCGCCGACGUGCACGUCGCGCCCGGCGCCACCGCCACGCUCAGCUGCCGCGCCCGCGCGCCGCGCUCCACCGCCGUCUGGCGCAAGACCGCGCCCGACACGCGAGCGCUCCGCCACGGGGACCGCUUCGCCAUCGAGCUCGCGCCCGACGGCCUCGCCACGCUCACCAUCCACGCGUGCCGGCCCACCGACGCCGGCGUCUACUGCUGCCUCAUCAGCAACGAGCUGGGUGGCGUGCAGAGCUCGGCGCGGCUGACGGUGGGCGCGGGCGGUGCGCCAGGUGUGCCGGCGGUGCGCGCUCACCCGGGCGGUGGCCUGGUGGUGCAGUGGGACGAGCGGGAACCGGCGCACCUCGAGUACUGCCGCGUGGGCGAGGGCGAGUGGCGGCGCGCCACGGAGACGCCGAGCGCGGCUAACACGCUGGUGCUGGAGGAGCUAGGGGCGGGGCAGUACAGUUUCCGUCUGGUGGGCGCGCGGUCCGGUGCGGCGGGCGGCGCCUCGGCGGCGGCGGCGGGCGGAGGCGGCGGCGCGUGGCAGCGUGAGCAGUUCGCGCGCCGGUUCGCGCUCGAGGAGGAGGUGGGGCGCGGCCGCACGGCCCGCGUGCUCGCAGCCCGGGACACUGGCACCGGACACCGCGUCGCCUUGAAACAGGUCGUAGCGGGUCGUGGGGCGGACGCGAUGCGGGAGUACCGCAUUCUGUCUAGCGGAGCACACGGGGCGGUGGUGCGUGCUAUGGCGUUAUUCGCUGAAGUCCCGCGUCAGGGGGCACACACGAUCGUGCUAGAGCUGAUAGGAGGUGGGACUCUGCUGGAGUGGGCGGCGUCAACCCCCGCCCAGUACACGCAGCGAGCGGUCGCCACUCACACCGCGCAGUUAUUGUCUGCGCUGCAGUGGCUACACUCCAACAACGUCGCCCAUCUAGACGUACGACCUGAGAACAUUCUGGUGGAGUUGAGCGGUGCGCAAGCUCAACUGAAGCUGGUAGACCUGGGUUCCGCUGUGGAGACGGGCGUGGAAAGUAGCGCACGUGCGGUGUUGCCGCCCGCGCCCGCACAGCUCGAGUUUGCGCCGCCAGAGUGCGUGCUCGGACGACCGCCGGCAUUCGCCUGGGACGCCUGGGCUGCGGGCGUCUUCUUAUACGUGUUCCUUACUGGGUUAUCACCAUUCUUAGAUGAAUCAGUUGAAGAGACCACAGCGAAUAUAAUAAAGUGCGACUACUGCUUCCCGCCCGAGCACUGGUCCGCCAUAGACGAGCGAGCUCAGAACCUGAUUAGAGGCCUCCUAGAACCCACCCCCGCCCGUCGCCUCACGCCCAAAGACGCUCUUGCCGACAGUUGGUUCGAUGAGGCACCGAGUACGGCGCUAUCGGCAUCUCAGCUGAAGACUUUCCUGGAGCGGCGGCGGCCGGCCGGCCACGGCAACGCUCUGCACUCGUUGCGGUCGCCCAACGACACCUGACCCCCGCGCCCCCACCCCGCCCACUGAACUAGAGACCGACACCCUGGUUAUACCGCAAUACUCUACCUACAUUAAGAUACGUGAUAUUCGACAUUGUUGAAGUUUGUGACGGUGGCUAAGUCCACUACGCCUUACUCGUGAAAUGACGUAUAUAAGCUAAGCGUAUUCGUGAUGUGCUUAUCCCAGCUAGAAGCGCGUAUGUUGAAAACAUAUAGCUUAGUGUAAUUAAGCAUCGUUAUUACCUUAGGGUUGUAUUAAGCUGUAGCUGAACACGAUUGUAUAGUCAUUGCGCCCACCUCGGGUUUCGCGUUGCGUUGCGAAAUGAUUCCAAUAUUUUUACGGCUCGUCUUAGUUUUAAAUUUGUAUGCCAAAAACUGCUUCGUAACCAUUAUAUUGUACCAUCGCAAGGGCUGGCUAUAUACCCGUGGCCGACGCGCCGCGGCGCCGCCCCUUGCGCUUUAACUAUUCGUUCCAGUCGUGGAUAUCAUACUAUUUUACUUAACGUUAUAAAAAUUGCAGAUCUCCCACUAUAGCUAGUAAGAGAGUGUAUUAAAAUUUAAAAGAUGGACGUCAAAACGUUUCAGAGAUUGUAUAACACCCGGUGUGGCCGUGUAAGUAAAGUGUCUGUGAUUUUUGCUAAAAUAUUGCAUGCUUAUUUUCCUAAUUUAGCAAACGUAUUUUAAAUAAUAUCGAUUUGUAUAUAGCACUAAGUUUUAGCGUAUAUUUUAUUAUAAUUUGUGACCAAAUUUCUAAAUUGUAUUUUAUCGAAAUCGACAUUUGUAUGUGUCUUGUAUUGGAUAAUAAUGUUAUUUAAACAUCGAUACUACUCUUUGACAUUGCCAUAACUUGACGCUGGUCGCUGGUCUAUUCCGACUGUCUUAGCACUUAAUGAACUUUAAUUACUGUAAAGUAAACAAGUUUUACACU